AUGUCUGCGGCUCAGAACGAGCUCCACCACGAAUAUUAUUGCUUACUUUUAAGAAAAGAAUGCGCAGACAUCGCAAAGAAAAGCUGUCUUCAUCCCGCGGCGACAAGGACGCACAUACGAGCCACCAGCGGGAGUGACAAGGACGACCGCAUAUCCGAUAACACGUCAAUACAUUCCUGUGUACAGCACACACGAAACGGAACCCUACACGCACGGCAUAGAGUCCAAUAUGAACGUGGAGCGUUAAUGGAAAACCGAUAUCAUCAAUAG
Messenger RNA from Danaus chrysippus (African queen), 270 nucleotides. Lineage: Eukaryota; Metazoa; Arthropoda; Insecta; Lepidoptera; Nymphalidae. The record is from the annotation of a GenBank genome assembly.